CAUACAAUUCCUCCGCCUUAUCUCUUCAAUAAUCAAAGAAAAAAAAAAUGAAGAAACCAAAUACGCUUUGUUUUCUCUUUGUCUCUUUCGUUUGUCUAUCCUCGUACUCGAACCAUCAAGCUUUAGCGUAUAUCGAUGAAGGCCUGAAACAAUGCCUGAUUCGCAACUCCCAAAACCAAACCGCCAGCAUUUUCAACGACAUAUACACCCCCGACAACUCCUCCUUCGUGUCCGUUCUCCAGUACCCGAUCAAGAACACCCGCUUCAAUUCCUCGGACACUCCGAAGCCCUUCUCCGUAAUAACACCCAAGGAAGAAGCCGAGGUGCAAGCGGUGAUCCUUUGCGCCGCGGAGUUAAACCUGCGAGUCCGAAUUCGCAGCGGCGGCCAUGACUACGAAGGACUCUCGUACACUAAUCCCAAGAAAGGUGAUCAUAGCCCGUUCUUGGUUCUUGAUCUGAUCAAUUUCAACAACGUGGCCGUGGAUUCCGUGGAAAAGACGGCGUGGGUCGGAUCCGGGGCCACGGUUGGGGAGCUGUACUAUAGGAUAUCGGAGAAGAGUAAAAGUCUUGGGUUUCCGGCGGGGGUGUGCCAUUCCAUUGGGGUCGGAGGGCACUUUAGCGGCGGCGGUUACGGGAUGAUGCUCAGAAAACACGGCCUCUCGGCGGAUCACGUGGUGGACGCGCGUUUGGUUGAUGCGAAGGGGAAUAUUUUGGACCGGAAAUCUAUGGGGGAGGAUUUGUUUUGGGCGAUCCGAGGAGGGGGAGGGAAUACAUUCGGGGUGGUUCUUUCAUGGAAAGUACAAUUAAUUGAUGUUCCCGAAACCGUAACGACUUUCAACAUCGUCAGAACUCUGGAACAAAACGCCACCAACAUCGUACACAAAUGGCAGUCCAUCGCCCCAAACCUCCCCCAAGAACUCUUCAUCCGAAUAAUCGCAAUCGGUCAAAAACCCCAAAACACCGUACAAGCCAUAUUCAACUCCCUGUACCUCGGACCCGCCGAUACCCUUCUUAAAAUUCUGCAACAAAGUUUCCCAGAAUUAGGAGCCACAAGACAAGACCUGAGAGAGAUGAGUUGGAUAGAAUCCGUCCUUAACAUCGACGGCUUCCCCAACGGCACACACCCUAAAGCUCUCUUGGGCACUAUCGUCAACAACGGGAAACCAUAUUACUUCAAAGGAAAAUCCGACUACGUAAAAACCCCAAUCCCCGUGGAAGGCCUGGAAGGGGUUUGGGACUUUCUGAAAGAGAACAACUCGGGCUUGAUCAUCAUGAGCCCCUACGGUGGAAUAAUGGAGGAGAUAUCAGAAUCGGCGAUUCCAUUCCCGCACAGGGCUGGGAAUCUGUACAAAAUCCAGUACGUUAUGAGUUGGAGCGAAGCAGGGAAAAAGGCCUAUGAAAGCCACAUGAGCUGGAUAAGAAGGCUGUUUCAUUACUACACUCCCUUCGUCUCCAAGUCUCCAAGAGAAGCGUAUGUGAAUUACAGGGAUCUUGAUAUUGGGAGAAAUAGUAUGGGUAAUUUAACCUACGGUGCUCAGUCUAAGAAUUGGGGGGUCAAGUAUUUCAAGAGCAAUUUUGAAAGGCUUGUUAGAGUUAAGACACAAGUUGACCCUCAAAACUUCUUUAGGAAUGAGCAAAGCAUUCCACCCCGUUCACAUAUAGUGAACUAGUAUGAUACCCGUACGCACUAAAUAUUAAUCAGAUUAUUGUUAUUUUAGUGUCUGCAUUACUUCUACAAA
Ipomoea triloba (trilobed morning glory) is the source of this 1739-nucleotide messenger RNA. RefSeq names its product berberine bridge enzyme-like 15. The transcript has a single exon. The record is from RefSeq and is a predicted model, not a curated record. Lineage: Eukaryota; Viridiplantae; Streptophyta; Magnoliopsida; Solanales; Convolvulaceae. Bases 48 to 1670 code for a protein of 540 amino acids. Gene Ontology annotation, molecular function: oxidoreductase activity; FAD binding.